AUGGACGCAUAUCCAGAAGACUACGUCAACCACAACCUUCCUCUAGUCCUCCUGUCAGGGCUUGAGGCAAGUACUGAGACGCCCUCAGAAGCUGGCGCCGAAUAUCCCUUGCUGGUCGAGAAGGGUCCCAAAGUAUUCUCGGACUUUCCCCUUUUGAGCGGGGCCGUUGCGGAGAAUCUGCGGACAGUGCUCUUGGAAGAAGAUGCCUCCCAGAAAUCUUGGAAGCCAGUCUCCGGCUCGAAUGGGCCUGCAUCGCCUUCCUAUGUAGGUGUUAAGGUCAAAAAUGUGGGCCGGUCAUAUCAGCUCCCACCUCGCAAAGCCAACCCUCCUCAAAGUUCACCGCCAGCAAGUCCUAUACCAGGCUCUGAGAACGGGCCUCCCUCAUUUGUCCUUCACUCCCCCAUAUCUCCUUUAUCGCCACAGUCUCCCACUUUCCCAGAUGGCCUGCUCACCCCGCUCUGGGUGAUGAAGCAUCAAGAAUUAGUGCCCGCGGCAGUAAUCAAUUUCUUCCCCUCUUCACUGGAUCCCAACAUGAACUCGUUGCGGGACAAUCAGCUGAAGAUUGAAAUAAACUCUUUGAAGAAGGAAUGGGCAGAGUCCGGGUUUCGAACUCGGUUUGUGGUUGUUUUGAUUUCGGAAGAGGGAGACGGAGGCUAUGAGGGAGAGAUUGAUGACCGCAUCGGGGGGAUCAGGCGUUCUACAAAUUUAGAUCAGAAGUCGAUCUUCAUCAUCCCUCCGGACGCUACAUUGUCAGAGCUGAAAGAGUUUGCGACGUCGUUGUUCUCCUUGCUUCAGCCCUCUGUUGUGGAAUAUUAUCGAGAUUUGUCUAAGCACGCCCGCCGCAAGCGGAACCGAGGCACUAUUCCCCCACCUACAGCUCCGCCCACGACUGGAACUUCACAAACGCUGUCUUUUCAGGGGUGGAACGUUCGGUAUGAAUUCAAGCUGGGGAUAUUUGCCGAAUUUCGGCAGGAAAUGGAUGCUGCAUGCCGGAACUACGAGAGUGCAUAUGGCACUCUUUUCGGACAGGAAGUGUUCGAAAAUAUCGCGGGAUGGAAUCAGAGGUUCGACGAAGCUCGUCUGCUCGGCGACGCUCUCGCCAUUCGCAUUAUUCGUUGCCUGUUGUGGACAAACCAGACGACCUCCGCCACACGAUUUUGGGUGGACCAUCGGAUUCGCACAAAAGAUAUCCUCGAUAGAAGAGGGAAAGGCAGUAAGAGUUAUGGGUGGGAGGCCUGGGAAGCCCGCUGGUCCUUGAUUAUGGCCCAACUCAUUCGCCGCGCGGAGAUCUCUCUCAUCUCGGGUCCGCAAGGGCUGGAGUCUUCAACAAUUUUCAUUCAUCCCGAAAAGUCCAUCCCUCCAACCGAAAUAGUAAGCCCAUGGGAGCACCUUCACCAUGAAGGCUAUUGGUACAAUCGAUCGGCAAGGCAUACAAAGGCCCGAAGAGCUCUGGCGCAUCAAAUCCCUGCAGAAGAUCGAUUACCGCCGGGUUCAUCUCCUGCUUCUCAAGUGGCUGGUAAAUCCUACCUGUAUGAUACAUAUCUUGCCCCGGAACCGCAUAUUGAAUUUCCUCAAUCUGGGCAAGACGGCUUUGAUCACUCGCGUCUGAUUAUCGAUACCCUGCGUGCCUCAAUGGAAGAGUUCGAAAAGCGGCACCAAAUUCGCAAGGUAGAGAGUUUAAGUUUGGAAAUUGCGCAAGAAUACAUGCGUACCGGAUCCUGGUCCCAAGCAUAUGACGUUCUUCGCCCACGCUGGUCAGGUCUUACUUGGCGCAAGUCCGGAUGGUGGCCUUUGAUGGAAAGCUUCGGAUGGGCUCUAAGGGAGUGUGCGCAGGAGGUGCAGGACUGCGAGACCGUACUGCGGGUGGACUGGGAGCUUUUAAGCAACGUCUUCGUCCCCAGGCCUCAGUGGGGAUAUGAUAUACAUAAAAGCCUGGAAGAGCUCCCUGCUGAGAAGCCUAAACCAUCCGUUGUCCUCGGCGGCGGGGACGUCGUUACCCCUUUGACUGCCUCUCUUAUCUUCGAAAAGUCAGAGGGCAAUGUGGGCGAGCCUUUGAAGGCCCAAUUCAUCAUUUCUUCAUUAGCUCAAAAACAUUCAGCCCCGCUCAAGCUUUCUGAGGUCAAACUUGUAUUCGAAGGGUGUCUCCGACCUGGGAAGCUCUAUUCCGACCAUGAUCAACAAUCGGAUGUCACAUCUAAGUCCUGCAUUUCUUCGGUCUCUCUACGUGAACCUAGCACUCCAGGAGAUUCAUCAAUUCAAUCGCCCACCAGUGCAUUGUCUCCAUUAAUUGGCGUGGCUGACUUGACGAUUGCACCAUCUCAGACCAAAAUAUUUAACCUCACUUGCAUUCCUCGGGAGGCUGGAGAAGCACAGGUUGCUUCCAUGGCGUUCCUAGUGGAGGAGGAAAAGUUUGACUUGACCUACGUAAUAACAGACAACGCGUAUGCUCAAUCGCAUUGGUGGCAACAGACCAAAAAGGGGCCGACUCGCCGACGGGUUGGCAAAGAUCGGGAUACCAGACGAUGCAAAAUCAUGCCAAAGCCCCCAAAGAUCCGUUUGUCUGUGCCUAACUUGAAGGAGACAUAUUACACCAACGAACGUGUUGCCCUGACCAUCAGCAUCCAUAACGCAGAAGACGGGACUGCUGAUGUCACGACUGAGCUUCGCCUGUUCGGAAGUUCAGAGUCAACAACGUCUCUCAACUGGCUGGAUUCGGAAGAGUCCUCUGAACCUGCAGAUGCAAGUGCUGACUCAUUGAGUGAUGGACUUUCUUCUCAUUGCUUGAAACGAACUGUUGGGCUCAUGGAGUGCUCCUCUGAUAAAGAACUCGUGGUUAUCCUGGAAAACACCCAGGAUGCAGUGAAAUACACGUUGGAGAUUUCCACUGUCUACCACUUGAUUUCUGAUAUCCAAACUCCCAUUAGCAAGACAAUCACCGUCGAUUUAUCUUUCAUUCGUCCAUUCGAAGCGAACUACGAUUUCCGUCCACAACUUCAUGGUCAACCUUGGCCUAACUUUUUCGAUGUCAAGGACGAACUUGUUCUCGAUGCCUCCCCUUCUACCGCCGGCGGGCUGAUACAGCGUUGGUGCCUGAACUCGAAGCUUGUUUCUUUUGCCUUGGAACCUAUCGUGAUAAACAAGAUAUCCUUGAAGCUCCUGGAUUUGGAUGGCGGUGCAGUUUGCCAAAUCGAGCCAGAGGCACUCGUCAGCCCGGAAGUACCACAUAUUGCACCAGAAGAGCUGCGCGAGUCCAACUUCUUCCUUGAUCUGCAAAAGUUGAAAUUAGGAGACCGACGACAGUCUACACUCGACCUAGUGCUGGAGAUCGCUUGGCGUCGCGUAUCUGAAAGUCCCAGCAGCGAACAUGACGAGACCCUGACCACUCUCGGUGUACCUCGCCUAGUUGUUCCGAUGGGGGAGCCUCGGGUCCUUGCCUCCGCUACUCCCUCAGCCAAUCUGCCUGGUAUGAUCCAGCUGGAUUAUACUCUGGAGAACCCAUCUACCCACUUCCUCACAUUCAACUUGAUGAUGGAAGCCAGUGAACACUUUGCCUUCAGUGGGCCCAAGACAACCGUGGUCCAGCUCGUACCAUUGAGUAGGCAUACUGUUCGAUACAAUCUUCUGGCUGCGCGCCGAGGACUGUGGAUCCAGCCUCAGCUGGUGAUUGUGGAUACCUAUUUCAACAAGACCUUACGGGCCCUCCCAACAGGAGAUCUGCGCGCCGAUAAGAAGGGUAUCCUGGUAUGGGUUGACGCUGAUGAUUGA
This is a messenger RNA of Penicillium chermesinum, 3765 nucleotides long. RefSeq lists its product as uncharacterized. Bases 1 to 3765 code for a protein of 1254 amino acids. The transcript is spliced from 4 exons. The record is from RefSeq and is a predicted model, not a curated record. NCBI's taxonomy places the organism in Eukaryota, Fungi, Ascomycota, Eurotiomycetes, Eurotiales, Aspergillaceae.